This is a messenger RNA of Gossypium arboreum, 605 nucleotides long. RefSeq names its product S-protein homolog 18-like. The record is from RefSeq and is a predicted model, not a curated record. Bases 42 to 476 code for a protein of 144 amino acids. The transcript has a single exon. NCBI's taxonomy places the organism in Eukaryota, Viridiplantae, Streptophyta, Magnoliopsida, Malvales, Malvaceae.
UACUAUAAAAACCAACCCCCUCGUUGUCAAGCUAUCACACCAUGGUUGACCUAAAACAAUUUGCUUUCCCAAUGUUGGCAUUUUUUGUCAUGUAUCCAUUGGCAAUUGCGGCGAGUGAAGAUUUGCUGUUUAUCAAUUACCAUAUCCACGUAACCAACGAUUUGCCUUCGGAUUUGCCACCCGGUGUUCCUUCAUUACAUCUUCAUUGCAAGUCUAAGGAUGAGGAUCUUGGUGAGAAGGUCAUGCUUAAGCAUGAGGAUUACACAUGGGAUGCAAAAAUAAACCUUUUCAGGACAACCCUUUUCUUUUGUUAUGCAUGGUGGGAAGGGAAGCAACAAUAUUUCGAGGCUUUCAAGGCCACCAGAGAUGAACAUAGGUGUAGAAUUUAUCAUAACUCUUGCCUGUGGUCAGUGAGGGAGGAUGGGAUUUAUUUCAGCAAAGAUAGUUUGACCUGGUAUAAUGAGUAUCCGUGGUAGAUCUACUUAAACAUAUUAUUUCUAAAAGUUUCUCUUUUUGUUAUCUUAAAGGGAUAAUUAGCAAUAUAUAAAUCCUUUUCAUGUAAUAAUUGAAUCCCACAAUUUCAAUGGAUGGUUUUCAUGUAAUAA